Messenger RNA from Elaeis guineensis (African oil palm), 2282 nucleotides. Its product is annotated as purple acid phosphatase 23. Gene Ontology annotation, molecular function: acid phosphatase activity; metal ion binding. Lineage: Eukaryota; Viridiplantae; Streptophyta; Magnoliopsida; Arecales; Arecaceae. The record is from RefSeq and is a predicted model, not a curated record.
AAGCCCACCUAAAAAACCUUAUAGAAAAAAAUCCAGCACCCUCUCGAAGAUCCUCCGACGGCGUACCAGACGAUGACGUGUGCGAAGCACCGCAUCGCCGCCCUCUUCCUUCUCCUGUUCUUCUUCUCCCCGGCAGGGAUGGUGGCGGCGAAGGACAAAGAUCGGAUCCCGACCACCCUGGACGGCCCCUUCCGGCCGGCGACCCGGCGGUUCGACCCGUCGCUCCGGCGGGGAAGCGACGAUCUCCCGAUGAACGACCCACGGCUCGCCAAGAAGGUCCGCUCCCCCUUCCCCGAGCAGAUCGCCCUCGCCGCCUCCUACUCCCCGACCUCCAUGUGGGUUUCUUGGGUCACCGGGGAUGCUCAGAUUGGAAAGAAUGUGACUCCGAUGGAUCCGUCGACGGUGGCGAGCGAGGUUUGGUAUGGGGAGGAGAGCGGAAAAUAUAGCUUUGUGAAGAGAGGGACGGCCACCGUCUACAGCCAGUUGUAUCCGUUCGAGGGGCUCUUGAACUACACCUCGGCCAUCAUUCAUCAUGUGCGGCUCGAAGGACUUAAACUAGGAAAGAGAUAUUACUAUAAAUGCGGAGAUAGUUCUUUAAAGGCUUUGAGUAAAGAACAUACAUUUGAGACUUUUCCCUCAUCUAGCCCAAACAUGUAUCCUCGUCGAAUUGCAGUGGUUGGAGAUCUGGGCCUCACAGGCAAUACGACAACUACCAUUGAUCAUCUAAGUCAGAACAAUCCUUCUAUUUUUCUGAUGGUUGGAGACUUAAGCUAUGCAAAUCAGUACUUGACCACAGGUGGCAAAGGUGCUCCCUGCUUUUCUUGUGCAUUCCCUGAUGCACCCAUUAGAGAGACAUACCAACCACGCUGGGAUGGGUGGGGAAGGUUUAUGGAGCCCCUCACAUCAAAGAUUCCCAUGAUGGUGAUUGAAGGAAAUCAUGAAAUCGAGCCACAAGUUGGUGGGAUGUCGUUCAAAUCAUAUCUGGCACGAUUUGCUGUUCCAUCAGAGGAAUGUGGCUCCAAUAGCAGUUUUUACUAUUCAUUCAAUGCUGGUGGAGUGCACUUUAUCAUGCUAGGGGCAUAUGUUGACUACAACCAGUCAGGUGCUCAGUAUGCUUGGCUUAAGGCAGACCUGCACCAAGUUGAUCGCCAAGUCACCCCUUGGCUAGUGGCUGCUUGGCAUCCACCUUGGUAUAAUAGCUAUUCAUCACACUAUCAAGAAUUUGAAUGCAUGAGACAGGAAAUGGAAGCGCUUCUAUAUCAGCAUGGUGUUGAUAUUGUCUUUUCCGGCCAUGUCCAUGCUUAUGAACGGAUGAACAGAGUGUUUAAUUAUACAUUGGAUCGUUGUGGACCAGUUUACAUAACUGUUGGAGAUGGUGGAAAUAUUGAGCAAAUUGAUAUUGAUCAUGCAGAUGAUCCCGGAAAGUGUCCUUCAAAAAGUGCCAAUAUUCCCGAAUUUGGAGGUGUCUGCCAUUUAAAUUUCUCUUCAGGCCCUGCAAAGGGAAAAUUUUGCUGGGAGCAACAACCAGAGUGGAGUGCAUUUAGAGAAAGCAGCUUUGGACAUGGAAUCCUAGAGGUUAUCAAUUCGACAUAUGCCUUGUGGACAUGGCAUCGUAAUCAGGAUAUUUAUGGAGAAAACAGCAGCGGAGAUCAAAUAUACAUCGUACGACAACCUGAACUUUGCUUGAUGAACAUUGGAGAUGUUACUCCCAGAACAUGAACAAUGCUUCCUGAUAAUUGGAGAUGUUGCAUGAAAUUGGAUAUAACCUAUUAUGUUUCUCCAACAGUUCUUACUCUUCUCCUCAAUGCUCUUCAUCAAAUCAAUGUGCAUCACAAGGCGUUCAGUAUAUAUAUCUAUUCAGCCUUCUCAUAAUUGGAUCUUUAUGUGUCAUCCUGGGUGAGUUAUGGAAGACAAUGUUCUUCUGGUAAGAGUUGGAAUUAGUCAAUUAAUUCAACCUUUCUCUCAACAGCGAGGAGUUCCAUGUCCUCCUUGUUAUGCUAGGGUGAAGUACGAUGUCAGGCUCUCCUUUUUUUUUUUUGUGUGUGUUCCUUGCUCUUUCCAAAACAGGUCUGGCAUAGGCCAAAGGAUUUUUUGAGGAAAAAUAAUUAAUUUUGUGUGAUAUGAAGAUCUGAUUCAGAAAAAAAAUGUAGCCAUUUUAUCUUGAGUUUGUUUCACGGACCUAUGUGGAUUUUUAUCCUAUUGUGAGUUCUAUUGUUCUGAAGUAACAGAAGUCCACUGUAAUUUGUGGGACCAUAAAAGCAUAGAUUGAUGCAUUUUUUGGU